Messenger RNA from Tetrahymena thermophila SB210, 895 nucleotides. RefSeq lists its product as hypothetical. Gene Ontology annotation, cellular component: nucleus; cytosol; perinuclear region of cytoplasm. Gene Ontology annotation, biological process: activation of GTPase activity; nucleocytoplasmic transport. The annotation marks the transcript as partial. The record is from RefSeq and is a predicted model, not a curated record. The transcript is spliced from 10 exons. Lineage: Eukaryota; Ciliophora; Oligohymenophorea; Hymenostomatida; Tetrahymenidae. Gene Ontology annotation, molecular function: GTPase activator activity; small GTPase binding.
UGGUAAUGAAAUUGGUGAUAAAGGAGUAUAAAAUAUUGCAUUAAGCUUGAGUAACUGCACUUAACUUAAAAAUUUAGCUUUUAGCUCAGAUAAGAAUUAAAUUGGUGACGAAGGUGCAUCAGGCCUAGGUUCUGGUUUAGCAAAUUGCAUUAAUCUCUCAAAUUUGACACUUCACCUUGGUGGAAAUUAAAUUGGUGACCAAGGUGCAUCAGGGUUAGGUUCUGCAUUAGCAAAUUGCAUUAAUCUCUCAAAUUUGACACUCAAUCUUCGUUCCAAUUAAAUUGGUGAAGAAGGUGCAUCAGGCUUAGGUUCUGCAUUAGCAAAUUGCAUUAAUCUCUCAAAUUUGACACUUGACCUUGGUGAAAAUUAAAUUGGUGACGAAGGUGCAUCAGGCUUAGGUUCUGCAUUAGCAAAAUGUAUUAAUCUCUCAAAUUUGACACUUAGACUUAGUGGAAAUUAAAUUGGUGACGAAGGUGCAUCAGGCUUAGGUGCUGCAUUAGCAAAUUUCAUUAAUCUCUCAAAUUUGACACUUAAUCUUCGUUAAAAUUAAAUUGGUUCAAUGGGUGCAUCAGGCCUAGGUUCUGGUUUAGCAAAUUGCAUUAAUAUCUCAAAUUUGAAACUUCACCUUGAAGAAAAUUAAAUUGGUGCAAUGGGUGCAUAAGGCUUAGGUUCUGGUUUAGCAAAUUGUAUUAAUCUUUCAAAUUUGACACUUCACCUUGGUAAGAAUUAAAUUGGUGACGAAGGUGCAUCAGGUUUAGGUUCUGGUCUAGCAAAAUGCAUUAAUCUCUAAAAUUUAACACUUGAACUUAGCUUAAUGAAUUAAUCAUAAAAAUUCAAAGUAAUAAGCAAGUGUAUUAAAUCAAAAAGAUUAGUUAUCUUUAAAAAAGAAUUCUGA